This is a messenger RNA of Exophiala spinifera, 1485 nucleotides long. RefSeq lists its product as uncharacterized. The transcript is spliced from 4 exons. Lineage: Eukaryota; Fungi; Ascomycota; Eurotiomycetes; Chaetothyriales; Herpotrichiellaceae. Gene Ontology annotation, molecular function: carbohydrate:proton symporter activity. The coding region runs from base 1 to 1485 and encodes 494 amino acids. Gene Ontology annotation, cellular component: membrane. The record is from RefSeq and is a predicted model, not a curated record. Gene Ontology annotation, biological process: transmembrane transport; carbohydrate transport.
AUGGCCAAUUGCCAAUACGGUUUUGAUACGGCCGCCGUUGCUGGGUUCCAGGCAAUGAUCGGCUUUCUCGAGGUAUACGGUUAUAAGGACCCCAAGGUCAAAAGCGGCUGGAAUAUUCAUACCAAGCCUCAACAGCUAAUCUCCAGCUUCCUCAAUGUCGGCACGAUCCUUGGAGUCAUUCUCGCCGGGCCGUUUGCACACAGGUUCGGGCGCAGGCCGGCAAUCUGGGUGGCUGCGGUGGUGUCAAUGGUCGCCUGCGGUGUCCAAGUCGGCGUUAAUAGUCUGGCUGGGCUGUAUGCUGGCCGAAUUCUUCUCGGCCUUGGAAAUGGCUUCUUCAUUCUCUUUUCGAAUACGUAUACCGUGGAAGUCUCUCCAGCGCAUCACCGAGCUAUCCUCGCAUCGUUCUUCGGGUUCUGGGUGAAUACCGGCAGCAUCCUGGGUGCGGUUGCGGACAAUUACAGCAAGAACAUGCUGAACAAGCAUGCGUACCAGAUCCCUCUUGCUGCACUGUUCGCGAUUCCAUUCCUGUUGAGCAUCUUCAUGAUCUUCGUGCCAGAGUCGCCGCGCUGGCUUCUUCUCCAUAACAAGACGGUCGAAGCCCGAAACGCACUCCAACAAUUGCGUGGAACUUCCCUGUCACCAGAAUUGCUCGACGAAGAAUUCAUCGAGAUGCAACGAGGCAUUGAACAUGAGAAGGAGCUGGCUUCCACAACUUCAGUUUUGGACAUCUUCAAGAACACUGACCUGAGGCGAACGAUCUUGUCUGCGGGUGCCAUUGCAUCGCACGCUGCUUCUGGGGUUUGGUUCACCAUUUCGUACGGAACCUUCUUCUACCAAAUGGCUGGCAUCAGAAACCCCUUCCAGACUACGAUUAUCCAGAACUGUAUGGGUCUCUUCGGUGCCUUGUGUGGAAUGUUUCUGAUGCACAAAUUCUUUGGACGUCGUCCCAUGUUGCUCAUCGGUGCUGGGGGCUGCUGUAUCUGCAUGCUGGCUAUUGGACUGCUGAGCAUUGCCGGCAAAUCCAAGGAUGCAGGAAAAGCACUUGUUGGCUUUGCUCUGAUGUUCAACUUCUUCUACAAUGGUUUCACUGGUACAAUCACGUGGCCGAUCGCGGGCGAACUCGUCAGCUCUCGACUAAGAGUCUUCAGCGUCGGUCUGGGGACAGGUAUCAACUACUUCUUUAAUUGGCUCAUCUCGUACUGCACGCCAUUCUUCCUGAAUGCCGAUGAUUUGAACUGGGGAGCAAAGUAUGGAUAUAUCUGGGUUGGGUCAAAUGCAAUUGCAUUUAUUUUCUUCUUCCUCCUCAUUCCCGAGACGAAAGGUCGAAGCCUUGAGGAAAUUGAUGAGAUGUUUGUCAAUAAGGUUCCGAGAAGGCAAUUCAAGACCUAUCACUGUGUAUCCUCUGAGAGAGCCAAGGAAAUCGCCAUUAAGGACGUGAGUAUGGCUGAGAAGGCGGAAGUCAGCAUUCACACUGAGGUCUUGUAA